This is a messenger RNA of Anopheles moucheti, 2019 nucleotides long. It is a transcript of the gene dx, whose product is annotated as protein deltex. The transcript is spliced from 3 exons. The record is from RefSeq and is a predicted model, not a curated record. Gene Ontology annotation, biological process: protein ubiquitination; Notch signaling pathway. Gene Ontology annotation, cellular component: nucleoplasm. Lineage: Eukaryota; Metazoa; Arthropoda; Insecta; Diptera; Culicidae. Bases 1 to 2019 code for a protein of 672 amino acids. Gene Ontology annotation, molecular function: zinc ion binding; ubiquitin protein ligase activity.
AUGUCGACGCCACAGCACCGUGUGGUGGUUUGGGAGCAUGAAAUGUCCGACCGGUGCUCCUGGUUGCCAUACAGUCCGUCCGUAACUCAGCUGCUGGAGCGCGCCUAUACCAAGAACCUUACGCGAGUGUUGCUAAAGGAUGCCGACCCUUCAUUGGCUCUAUAUGAGGUAGACCUGGUUCAGAUGGUACAAACGCAGCACGGUACGGUUAGCUUGCGCAAUGCUAGUGUCCGACGGUGUUUAUAUCCACCGAAUUCGCCAGCUGCGAUGGGUAUUAAAUGGGAAUGGUACGGUGCUAAUCCGAAGAUUGCGUGGCAUCGUUAUCCGCUCGACAUCCAGUCACUGAUCGAACAAGCGUGGUCCAAGGGUGAAACAAUGCUCGAUCUGAGCAACACAGCACUGAAAAAACCAUUACUGAUUGAUUUGACCAGUAUGAAUCAAACCAUGAGCGGACGGCGAAACCCUAUAGUCAAUCCGAUACGGCGCAAAAAUCAAGCACCUUAUCCGUUGCUGAAGGUGGCAAUACCGUCCGAUACGAUCGGUUUAAUGGGAGCUGCCAGUGGUGGACAGGGUCCGAACACCGCACAUGCCAGCAAUUCUAGAACUGGCAAUUCGCAUGGCACUAUGAACGUGGGAAGCUCCGGUAGUCAACAACAUUCGGGCAAAUUGACUCAGAUACUGAACAACAUAUUUGGAAGCAAAUCGCAUGCACCGGUGAAUGACGGUGUGCAUCAGCAGCAGGAACAGCAGCCGCAAUCGCAAAGCUCAAAGUUAAUGGCUGUUCCAUCGGGUUUAAAUCAAAUUACACAAUCAAACAGUUCUCAAAAGAUCCAGCACGGCGCACAACAAUCAACUCAACGCAAUCGGUACGUAUUUGCAUCUGGACGUUCAUACCAGCAUCAGUGUGUUGUACCGGAAACGCCAGAGUUAGCACGAUUGCAACAAACGGAACAAACGAAGAUUGCCCACCGUCAACAGUUUGGGGGAGGUGGUGGUGGUAGCAGUGACGCAGCCAGCAGCCAUAAAGCGCGUCGUCCGAGCGUGGACACAGUCUCGACCUAUCUGAGCCAUGAAAGCCAAACUAGCAGCCGGCACCAUCUUGAUUCCUGGGAGUUCGACAUGCUGAACAGCUCCAUGGGUAGUGAUGAAGUAUUCAUGCCCAGCACGUUUGGCUCAUCUACGGACCAACAAUCUUUACGCCGUCACGCCAUUGUAGCACCUGCAGAAGACAUUGCGUCGCAUCCCGAAGAUCUUUUGCUUCGUAACAAAAUGGAGGCUCAAUAUCAACUGCCAACACCUGAAUCAUUUCCAGCACUUUUGUCGCUAACGAAUGACCCUGCUAAUGGUCUACAGGUAGUCGGCGUAACGCGUGAAUCGAAGGCGAUUGCUAAAUACGUACAGGUGGCCGAUCCACCACGCUGGCCCCGUGCCCAGCCUUGUCCAAUGUGUAUGGAAGAGCUACGUCCCGGCAGUCAGAAGGUAAACGUGGCAUUGUCCAGAUGUAAGCAUCAGAUGCAUCUGGACUGUCUGAAUUUGCUGCUGGUGAAGCAACGGCGCAUAGUCACUUCACAAAAGAACUAUUACAUCGAAUGUCCAACCUGCAUGUCGGUAUAUGGGGUGAAGAUCGGCAAUCAACCACCAGGAACGAUGACUUACCAGCUUCUUUCGGGUGGGCUGCCCGGCUACCCGCCCACCGGCAUAUAUGAAAUCACUUACAAUAUAACCUCAGGUGUACAGGGACCGCACCAUCCCAACCCGGGUGCAGCAUUCUUUGCCGUGGGCUUUCCACGCCGAUGCUACCUGCCGAAUACUCUGCUUGGUACCAAAAUUUUGUACUAUCUUGAUGUUGCAUUUCGACGAGGGCUACUCUUCACCAUCGGUCGCUCCGUAACGACGGGCGUUGAGGAUGUAGUGAUGUGGACCAGCAUAGAACACAAAUCCCAGGUAUCGAUGUAUCCAGAUCCACUGUACCUUGAUCGUUGUUUGCAACAACUCGUACAUCUCGGUGUUACAGAUUGA